AUGAGUAACAGAAAGGUUACGUUAAAGAUCUUCAAAAGGAGGACUUUUUUAGCCACAAGGGACAAAAAGGGGGGGAAAAGGACUGAGGAAAGUUUAGUUAGGGCAGAAGAGGACAAGAAACUGCGGGCGCUGGAGCUGGAGCAAGAAGAAAGGCUGGCGGCCGAGCUGGCGAGGCUGAGCCGCGAGAAACUGAAAGAUGAAAAGAUGAGGCAGCAAGUAAGGGAGAACAGUCUUGAACUUCGAGAGUUAGAAAAAAAGCUGAAAUCCGCUUACAUGAAUAAAGAGCGAGCCGCACAGAUCACUGAAAAAGAAGCUAUACAGUACGAGAAAAUGAAAUGUGAGGCUGAAAUAGCCCAAAAGAUGAAGGAAGAGUACGAAAGGGUAAUAAAAGAAGAAAGUUCUGCAGAACUGAAGCGAAACAAGGAGAAAAUAAUGUAUCAGCAAGAGCUGGAGAAGCAGCUUGAGGAACAAGAGAGGAAGAAGCAGGAUGCUUAUGAAGAGUUUCUGAGAGAGAAACUCAUGAUUGAUGAAAUUGUAAGAAAGAUCUACGAGGAAGACCAAAUGGAAAAACAACUGAAGUUAGAUAAAAUGAGAGCAACUCAGACAUAUAUUGAAGAAUUCAAAAAAGAACAAGCUGUCUGGAGGAGAAGGAAAAAGGAAGAGAUGGAAGAAGAAAACAGGAAAAUUAUGGAGUUUGCCAACAUUCAGCGCCAAAGAGAAGAAAAUCGGAUGGCUAAAGUUCGAGACGCUGAGGAGAAAAAACAAAGGCUUCAAAGCAUGAUUGCCCAAAAUCUGGAAAGAGAACAACAGAAGCGUGAAGAACUGGAACAGAUCCGCCAAGAGCUCUAUCUGGAAGAACAAGCAGAGACAGAAAGGAAGAAGGAGCUGGCAGAAAUUGAAAAGAGAAUAAGGCAACGCCUAGACUUAAGGCAAACGUAUGAAGAGCACUUUGCCUUAAAGAAGGCAGCGCGACAAGCUAUGCAAGAAGAGGAAGAAGCCUUCAGACAACAGAUGUUGGCCAAGUUUGCAGAGGAUGAUCGCAUUGAACAGAUGAAUGCUGACAAACGAAGGAUGAAACAGCUUGAACACCGAAGGGCUGUGGAAAAACUUCUUGAAGACCGUCGCAAACAGUGUAUCGCAGAUAAAGAGCGUGAAUUUGAAGAAAGACAGCUAGAGGAGAGAAGACAAGAAAACAUCCGUGCGAUUGUUGAAGAAGAGAGACAGAAACUCUUGAAAGAGCAUGCGUCUAAAUUAUUGGGUUAUCUUCCUCGAGGAAUACUCAAAGACGAAGAUGACGUUAACAUGCUUGGGGAGGAAUUUAGAUUGGCUUAUCAGAAGAGAUGAGGUAAUGCAUUUUCAGGAGAGAGCUGAAAUUUCCCCCAUCUCACCUCCUGGUUUGCCACUAGGUGUCAUCUCAUUUCUAAUGAAAAUUUCCACUUGCUGUUAACAGUGAGGAACUCCUUUUCAAUAUCAUUAAAAGUCUCCAUUUUAACACUGGAGUUCUAAACUGAUGAGCAGCUAGUGUUAUUUAAGCAUACGUUGUACUUGCAUUUUUCAUCAAUAAACUG
This is a messenger RNA of Nipponia nippon (crested ibis), 1568 nucleotides long. The record is from RefSeq and is a predicted model, not a curated record. NCBI's taxonomy places the organism in Eukaryota, Metazoa, Chordata, Aves, Pelecaniformes, Threskiornithidae.